GAACUUUUGUCCUCGUAGAACAGUAUCAGUCAGACAUUCACAAUGGAAAUAAACAAAGUGCUGAUAACCGACGCCGUUGACCAAGCUUGCGUAAAUCUCUUGAAGGAGAAUGGUAUUGAUGUAAGCUGCAGGUAUAAUUUAACGAAGGAGGAGCUGUUGGAAGAGAUUUCGGAUUAUCAUGGAUUAAUAGUGAGAUCGGACACAAAAGUGACCGCAGCGGUUUUGGCGGCGGGUUUGAAGCUGAAGGUGGUGGGUAGAGCUGGUGCAGGUGUUGAUAAUAUUGACGUGCAAGAGGCGACGAAGCGUCGCAUUGCUGUGCUCAAUACUCCUGGAGGAAAUGCGGUCAGCGCCUGCGAGUUGACGUGCACGUUAAUUACCACUUUGGCCAGAAACGUUGUGCAAGGGGCUGCGUCGUUGAAAGCGGGCCGCUGGGAUCGUAAGCUUUACAGCGGGCACGAAAUUUGUGGUAAAGUGUUAGGGAUCAUCGGUCUGGGUCGUAUUGGGCGCGAAGUGGCAAUUCGCAUGCAAGCUUGGGGAAUGAAGACUGUCGGCUAUGAUCCAAUAGUGUCCGCCGAGGAAGCCAAAAAGUUUAAUGUCCAAUUUUUGGAGUUGGAAGAAAUAUGGCCAAUUGUUGAUUAUAUUACGGUCCACACACCCCUUAUACCAGAAACGGCAAAGAUGAUCAAUUCAAAGGUAUUGGCCAAAUGCAAAAAAGGAGUCAAGAUAAUAAAUGUCGCCAGAGGAGGUAUAGUCGAUGAAGAAGCACUCUUGAAAGCGAUAGAAGAUGGAAGGUGCGGCGGAGCGGGUAUAGACGUAUUUGAGCAAGAACCCCCUACGAGCCCCGUCACUUUGAAACUCAUUCAAAAUCCCAAAGUGGUGGCAACACCCCAUUUGGGAGCGAGCACGUCCGAAGCCCAAGUUCGGGUUGCUGUCGAAGUCGCCGAACAAUUUAUUGCUUUGGCUAAACGAAACCCCAAAUACACAUCAACGGCUGGAGUUCUAAAUCAUUCUGUACUUCAUUAAAUAAAUGUUUGUAACCGCAACGCAGAUUAAAGUUUCAGACAGUUAUAGUA
Messenger RNA from Photinus pyralis (common eastern firefly), 1073 nucleotides. Its product is annotated as D-3-phosphoglycerate dehydrogenase. Bases 43 to 1023 code for a protein of 326 amino acids. Lineage: Eukaryota; Metazoa; Arthropoda; Insecta; Coleoptera; Lampyridae. The record is from RefSeq and is a predicted model, not a curated record. The transcript has 5 exons. Gene Ontology annotation, molecular function: phosphoglycerate dehydrogenase activity; NAD binding.